AUGCUUUUUUUGCUUUGUUUGCUGCUGCCUCUAAGUCUCCACAACAGUGACGAACUCCCGCCGUUCUCUCUGAAGGUAGCCAGCGCCAGGAAUGCGUCGGAGGAAAGCCCGCAGGAAGACGUUUCUCUCAUGUCUGCCUGUUCCCUAGUUGGAACAUUCACUGGCGAUAACACCUCGUCCUCGUGCCUCCUUGCCUACUCGUUCGACGCUCCAGAUCUUUUUCACCUGCUCCGUACAACACCAAGAGAGCCCUUUUUCCCGCUCCAAUCGAAUGACGCCCCCGGCGGGGCCGCCGCUCCCGUUCUGGUAGCAGUUUCUGCUCGUCGACGUCUUAGCCUGAAGGAAGAGACUCCCUCGCCUCCUCAGCCGCACUCGAAUGAAACCUUUGCGAAACCAUUUCUGGACAAAAGCAACGGCACAGACUUCCGAGAAAACGCCCCGUGGGCCUCCCUCAGGGAAGAGGAGACAGACGUGUCUCGGCCGCCGAGUGCCAGGCUGUUGAGCGACGCGGAAAUCUUUGAUUUCGCAGUUCGACGUCUACAAGGCUUCGGGAGUCUCUUCGGCGGACCUGGCCCGGGAAGCUCCGCCGACCGCGGGGCAAAGAAGCGACCUGGCUUCGGAGUCGACCUCGGCGAUGGCGAAGACAGUUUGAGCGGCAGUUCCCUCGGCAGUGGAGGCGGAACGGGAGGAAGCCGCAAGGUUCUCAUGAGCAACGGCCUCGUCUGUGAAGAUGACGCACGCGUAGAAGAGUUCGGCGCAAAGUGUAAAUUGAUCGCGCGUUCCUUAGGCGGGCGACUAGGAUGCGAGAAGAAACUCUCCGAAAUUGCCCCAGAUGGACAACUCCCUCCAACCAUUCCGGCUUUCUCUCGCGUCGCCGACGCGUGCCCGCUUACCUGUGGCCUGUGCGAAGAAUGUGCCCCAGGCUGCGCUCUGUGGUUCCUAGGAAACACUCUCUGCGACGAGGCGUGCAAUAAUGCUCUAUGCCAGUUUGACGGCGGUGACUGCUGGAGCGCCGACUGCGUUGUCAGCGACUGGGCCGAGUGGUCAAACUGCAGCGUCAGCUGUGGGGGACCCGGGACGGAAAAGCGAAGCAGGGAAAUCAAAAGUAAACCUAAACAGGGCGGAUCGCCAUGCCCCAAGCUCGAGGAAAUCCGAGAAGGCUGCAACGCAAACGUCAAGUGCCCCGAGAAUUGCGUCGUGAGCGAUUGGGGUGAGUGGAGCGACUGCUCGACGACUUGCGGCGAAGGACAGAGCCGACGCCAGAGAGAGAUUCUCAAGCAUCCUGACACAGACGGACAAAAGUGCCCAGAGACAGAACAGGCGCGCGUUUGCAUGAAGGAUUCGUGCACGACGUCCUGCGUUGUCUCUGAGUGGAGCGAAUGGGGGCCUUGCGGUGCCUCCUGCGGGGGCGGCGAACGCACUCGAAAGCGCAGCAUCAUUUCUCCUCCUGUCAACGGCGGCGCCAUCUGUCCAUCGUUAACCGAAGACGAGGUAAAACAACUGAACAUGGCUGCCGACAAGGGGGGAUGCAAGGGUACAUACACGUCUGUAAUGACUUCUCCUGCGACGGCGGCUGCGAGCAAUCGAUUGCGCCGUUUCCGAGUGGGCACCGUGGAGCGCAUGCAGCGUGACAUGCGGAGAGGGACGCGAAAGCCGAACCAGAGAAAUAACGGCAGAGCCUCAAGCCUUCUGCUCGGCUCGGUCGUGGGUCUCACGUUUUCACCUGCGCAAUCGACGGUGUCUGUGUUUUGUCUCCGUGUCUCUUCGCCAUCCCGGGAAAAGGUCGGCGUUGUGGAGCCAAUCACGACCCGCAGCCGCGCGAUUCUCUUGGAGGCGCCCGACUGCCCCAGCCCGUCGACUCUGAUUCAGAGUGAAGCAUGCACUGCGCUUGGUUUCCAAUGCGACGUGGACUGCGAAGUCGGGGAGUGGGGCGCCUGGGGGCCGUGCAGCGCGACGUGCGGCGGCGGCCAGCGGCGGCGCAGGCGCGCGAUGCUUCGAUCGCCCAAGGGCCAGGGGAAGGCCUGUCCGCCUUUGGUCGAUGUGAACCCGUGUGCUCUCGAGUCCUGUGCCGUGGUCGAGGGCCAGAUGAUCGCGUCGUGCGUCUACGGAGAAUGGAGCCCGUUUCGGGAGUGCGACGCCACGUGCGGCGUCGGCCGGCAAAGAAGCAUCCGAGCCAUUCUGGCGUUUCCGUCCUCGCCGUUUGACCCCGAGGGGAACAUUAUGCUCGACAGCACUGUCUGUACAGACACCGACCGCUUUCAGACGUGCCACGGCCCUCCUUGUCCUGUCGAUUGCCAGGUGACUGCCUGGGGCGCGUGGUCCAGCUGCUCCGUCACUUGCGGAGGCGGGAAUCAAGACCGCUUGCGCUCGGUUGUGCGGCCAGCGGCAAAUGGAGGAAAAGAGUGUCCCAUUUUACGACAAGUCCACACAUGUGCGACGUACCCUUGUCCAACCGACUGCCUGCUCUCAGACUGGACAGAGUGGACGCUGUGCUCUGCGGAGUGCGGCCUCGGCGCCCAGACUCGGACGCGCCGCAUUCUGACUCCGGCCUCGGUCGAUCCUCCUGGAGCUGCAUGCGGGCCGCUGGCAGAGGAGAAAAAGUGUUUUUCUACCAGGGGAGCCUGCAAAGAGGACUGCGAGUUGUCGGAGUGGAGCCCCUGGACGCCGUGCUCGCAGUCGUGCGGGGUCGGCGGGGUCAGGACGAGCUCGCGGGAGAUCCGGAAGCCUGGAGGCGUGGGCGGCGGGCGGAGCUGCGCCGGAGAGAGUCUGUUGAAGGAAGAAGCAUGCAACGAAAACAUUCCCUGCGUAGGCGACUGCGAAGUAGGCGACUGGGGCGACUGGACGGGCUGCUCGGUCUCUUGCAGCGAGUGGAAGACGCAAGAGGAAAAGAUGAAGAGCGAGCGCGGGGCCAGACGCAUGCGCUCGCAGCGGCCGCCGCAGGCGACGGGCGCGCGGGAGGGUCGUCGACUGGCCCCUGCGUUCGAAGACGAAGCCGAGGAGGAGACGGGACGAAACGCCCUGGCCUCGCUCCCUGGCGGCGGCAAGCGCAUGCGAAGUCGCGCGAUCUUGAAGCCGGAGAAAAACGGAGGCAAGGCGUGCCCGCCGACGGAAGAGAUCGACGACUCAUGCAACGCGGAUAUCCCCUGUCCCGUCGAGUGUACGUACACCCCGUGGACCGACUGGACGCCCUGCAGCGUCACGUGUGGCGUGGGUAGGCAAACCCGCACGCGCGAAAUCGAGACGGAGGCGCGGUUCGGCGGCCAGCCCUGCGACAACUUGGAAGACGCCAUCGACUGCAUGGCAGACGUCUUGUGCGUCGACGACUGCGAAGUCAGCGAGUGGGGCGAUUGGAGCAGCUGCUCGGCCACGUGCGGAGGCGGCGUCCGAAAGCGAGGAAGACAAGUUAUGAAGCCGCCGUCGAACGGCGGCCGGCCGUGUCCACCGCUCACGGACUUUGAUGCAUGCGGCCUGGCGAGCUGCCACGGCACCGACUGCGAAGUCGCCGAGUGGGGCGCGUGGUCUGCCUGCUCCAAAAACUGCGGAGGCGGCGUGCACGUGCGGACGCGGGCGGUUUUGACGGAGAAGCGCGGCAACGGGCGCGACUGUCCGUCGCCGCUCUUUGAGCGCGAAGGCUGCAACUUGUUCCGGUGUCCAGACACCGUGUGUGAAGACAACCCCGACGUCCCGGUCAUGACUGGCGGCGUCGAGUGUCGCGUCCUGCUCGCCAUGGGUUGUCACCGCUUGUUGAAAGACCUCGCGGAGGAGAACGACCGCGAGUUCCCCUCGCACAUCCCGCCCGAGACGCGCGUCCAGGACGCCUGCCCCACGACGUGCGGGACCUGCACAGAGUGCGCGCCAGGGUGCCAGCUGCGCGACCUCGGAAACCGCCACUGCGACGAGGCCUGCAACAACCCCGCGUGCCGGAUGGACCUCGGCGACUGCGGAGGCGACUGCGAGCUCGACCGGGAGAAACGCUCAAACUUCUUCGCCGCCCUCGGCGUCGCCGCCGAACCGCCCACUUCGACGCUCCUCCAGGGCCAGAUGGCGGUCCUCAGCUGUAAAGACGCGGGAACGCGCUUCGCCGGGUUCCCCGCUCUGCGGCAACUCGCCAUUGCGUGCAGAGGCCGCGACGCCAUGGAAGUCUUGCCGCACGGCCUCCGCCUCGGGCCGGAUAGCGAAGGAAGCGCGCUGGGCGGCGACCGGCCGCAGCGCGACCUCGCGCUCCCGGCCUGCGUCCCAGACGUCUGCCCGUACGUCCACGUCGAGGGCUUUGCCGACGAGGGCGGCGGCAAGCCCCGCGGGCCUUCUCUGAAGCAGCUGAACGGUAUCUACUACCGGGGCGACGCGCAGCGCGGCCUGCCCAGAUACAUUCAAGACAAGUACUCGAAGCCGAAGUACUUCCUCUGGAUGCAUGCAGACGCCGACGCGGCCGCGGGCGCCGAUGCGCCACAGGAUGCGUUCGCAGCCCAGGCCCCCGCGCCGGGAUCUGCCUUUGUGUGGCGACUCACUGCGACGGAUCCUCUCGACUCGGCGGACUCCUCGUUCACUCCGAGCUCGCGAGAGACCGAAAAGGGCGAGAAAGAAGCGAGCGGCAGCCUCUCCGCCGCGGGCGUCGGCGCGAGGUGCACAGCGCCGCCUGUCGGCCAGGAUGGGCCUCUCGACUGCGUGGACGUUUGGGCGGUCGGUGAAGUGAACGCGGCUGGCGCCGUCCAAGCUGAGAAGAAGAUCCCGGCAAAAACCAUCACCCUGCGGUGUCUCGCUUCGGAGGAAGAGAAGGACGAGGUGGAGGCUGCGCUGCGCGCCGCGUCGCUUUCCUCGGCGGCUCUGGCGAGCGAGCGCCCGGAAGCCUUCAGAGGCCCGCCGUCCACCGUCGUUGCGGGGACGCCGAUGAUUUGCGAAGACCAGCCUGACGUGGAGCGCGUGUCGCAGAAGACGUGCGCGGAGCUGAAGAAGCUGCUAAAGUGCGACUUCGUCCUCGAAGACGCCGGCGUCGAAGACCUCCCAGACUUCCUUCCCGCCGACGCAACUCUGGCGCUCGCGUGCCCGCAGACCUGCGGCCUCUGCAAAGAGUGCGCGUUCAGGUGCCCGCUCUGGUUCCUCGGCAACCGCCACUGCGACGCCGCGUGCAACAAUGCGGAGUGCGAGUUCGACCGCGGCGACUGCGCCGGCGAGAACGCGCUGGCCGGAGCCGGACACGGAAACCGAGAAGCGGGAACGAGGGGGGACGGAGACGCCCAGGGCGCGGGCGGCGAGGCGCCCUCGAGCGGCCUCUCGGUGUCUGAAGAAGCGUCGCAGAAGAAGCCGCCUCGAAGUAGGGAACGCGAGGGGUAUCCGGCCGCCCGCGAAGCGUGCGCAGACGACCCGGCCGUCAAGGAAAUGGGCUACACAUGCAAGUUGCUGAUCAAAGUCGCCAAGGAGCAGUUCCCCGCUCUCGGAUGCGAGGCGCGGCUCCUCGACCUCAACAAGGACGCCCAUCUCCCGCCCGGCAUCCCAAAGAUCACCCGAGUCAAAGACGCGUGUCCCAAGUCCUGCGACGCAUGCGACGACGAAGAUCUGCUUCGGCGCCCCUCGCCUGCGGGCGCUGCUCCGUCAGCUGCCGAGGACAAGGCCGUGCCGUGCGAGGACGAUCCUGCAGUCCGCGAAAUGGGCUACACGUGCAAGCUCUUGCUGUCGGUUGCGCAGGAAGGGAAAGGCGGAUGCAAUGCGCGGCUGCUGGACCUGGACGAAAACAAGCAAGAGCUGCCGCCGGGGAUCCCCACGGUCACGCGGGUAAAGGACGCAUGCCCGAAAACGUGCAACGCGUGCAACGACCCAGAUCGUCUCAUCCGGAGAAAUGAAGACGCCGCGACUGCAUGCGAAGACGACCCUCUGGUGAAGUCGAUGGGCUACACGUGCAAGCUUCUCGUGCGGGCUGCUGAGGAGCACGAGGGGUGCGCCACGCGUUUGAUCACGCUGAAGCCCGACCAAGUUCUUCCUCCUGGAAUUCCAAACGAAACACGAGUCAAAGAUGCGUGCCCCAAAACGUGUAGAGCCUGUACCGACCCCGAUCGGCUAGUUCGCCCCGCUGGCGACGACCCCGCAACUGCAUGCGAAGACAAUCCUGCAGUGGAGGCUCUCGGAUACACCUGCAAGCUCCUGCUCUCCGUCGCGGCGACGGAAGACCUCGGCGGCUGCUCCGCGCUUCUUCGCGACUUGCAGAGACCUGGCGAGAAGAUGCCCAGCGGCCUCCCGGAGGAGACGCGGGUGAAAGAUGCGUGCCCCAAGACCUGUCGCUCCUGUGACGACCCCUCCCUGCUCGUCCCUGCGGCGAAAGAGAAACCGGACAACCUCUCUUGUCUCGGCGACUGCUGCGACGUCCCAAUGCUCGAACAGGAAACGGGGUAUACCUGCAAGCAGAUCAAGGCGUUUGUGAACGACGACUGUUCGAUUUUGUUGAAGGAUUUGAGCAGCGCGCCGCUGCCUCCGCAGGUCCCGGCGUCGACGACUCUGGAGGACGCGUGCCCGUUCACGUGUGGGGCGUGUUCGACCGAGCAGUGCAACGACAACCCGCUCGUCGAGUUCAUGGGUUAUUCGUGUGCGGCGAUAAUUGAGGCGGCGGCGAGUCGUGGGGGCUGCGACGCCUUCCUGAAGGACCUCGCAGCUCCAGCGGACCGGCCGUUUCCGCCGGAGAUUCCCGCCCACACGCGCGUCAAGGACGCCUGCAUGCGGUCCUGCAAGAACUGUCCUUCGAUCCGCGAAACGGACCAGGCUGCGCCUUGCCAUGAUGACCCGAGACUCCCCCAGAUGGGCUACAGCUGCGAGACGAUGCUGCCGUACGCCUCUCGAGGAUGUGGAACCGUGCUGCGCGACUUACUGCCCUCGACGACGGUAUACCUCGAUGGCGUGGAUCCCGCCGAGUCGCUCGCGACGUACUGCAGCCUCUCGUGUGGGAUCUGCAUGCAGAAGAAGCAGAAACCCGGGAACGGGUGUAGGAACAACCCGCUCGUCGAGGCUCACGGCUUCUCUUGCGCGCUCCUCGUCAAAGCCUCUGCGCUCGGAUGCAACGCGAAGCUGAAGGAUCUCUCAGACGCGCCGCUCCCCCUGGGCAUCCCUCCCAACACCCGCGUGAAAGACGCCUGCCUCCUCGAGUGCGGCGGCUGCAUCGAAGUCCCCACGUGCUACGACGGCUUCCAAAACGGCGAGGAAGAAGGCGUCGACUGCGGAGGGCCCUGCAGGCCGUGUCACUCCUGCUCGCCGUCGCUCUUCAAAACUCUCGGAGACGCCUACGCCAUCACUGACGGCCGUGGCACGCAGCACGGCGCCUUCCGCGAGAUCCGGUGCGCCGACGGAUUCGACAAAGUCGGCGGAAAAGAACCCGAAACCCUCGUCUGCCAAGACGGCGUCUUCCCCAACCCCACCCUCAAAUGCGAUAUCCGCAAGGUCGAGGUCGAGUACGGAACGCUCACCAUCGACAACGCCGGGGACCUCGGCCCCGAGGCAAUUCCAUCGCUCUACUUUGCGCUGCUGCAUGCGCUCCGCCUCACGACGCCGUACGAGCUGCGACUGCUGGCCGCGGGGACAGAACGCCGAAGUCGCGAGGCGCUGAUGGGAGGAGCUGAAGAAUGCACAGACGACCCACGCGUCGAGCAGAUGGGCUACUCCUGCGACAUUCUCGCCUCGUUCUGCAACGCCGAGCUGCAUGCGCUCGCGCAGAGUCAGGGGAAACAACUGCCAGCUUGGCUGCCGCAGGGCGCCAGAGUCAAAGACGCGUGCCCAGCCACGUGUGGAGCUUGUGGUCGGCGUCGGCGUUUAUCCGCCCUGGCGUCUGUCCCCUCUUCCUCGAGGUCUCUCUCUUCUUCGUCUUCUGUGCGUCCUUUGCUUCUGGAUUAUGGCGUGGCGUGGUCGACUCCGAAUCUCCCGUUUUCUUCGCGCUUCACGGAUGAGACGCCUGCGCUGUUCCUCAACAGUCUGUACUCCCAGUUUCUGGACCGGAACUUGGCGCUCAUCGACCGCCGCGACGGCACCCUGCAGUCGGCGGCGGUGGCGAUGCGUCAGCGCCCGUUCCUCGUCACUUUCGAGGCGCCCAGCGCCAUGCGUCUCUCGCUCCGCUUCUGGGACAAGGGGUUCGGAGCCUUCUCGCCCCCCGAAGUCGCCAGGGGGCUCUUCGCCGUCGCGGGCCUUCCCCUGCCGACCGCGCAGGAGAUCUCCUUUGGGCUCCAGCCAGGCGCCCGCGGCCCAGGCGGAGGCGAGGCUGCGAAAAUCAGCCCGCACGCCGAAGUGCAAUACACGCUGACGAAUGAGAGAAAGACGCUCGUUCCCCUUCAACCCGGCCUCGGCCAGCUCGUCGGAGCCUGUGCGAGCCUGGAAGCCCAAAAGGACCCAAACAGCUGCUGCGGAUUCCACGCGGAAAUGCAGGCAAGGAACCAAACACAGAUGCACGAAACAGGGACGAUUCACAACCGCACAUCUAUGCAAAACGACUCACACACGUGUGCGUUUCCGUGCGCAUGCACCCUACUGGACGGGCCCUGUGGGGUCCAGCUGUACACGCAGCGGCUCUCGGCGGACUCUGUGCAGGCCUUCUGUUCAGGGCGCGUCGGCGACCGUCGCUGUCUCUCUUCUUUCCUUCUUCUCCUCGACUUUUACCGGCGUCGACCCGGCGUCGGGUGCGGCUAUCUGGCCUUUGCGGAGCGCGUCGUGGACGCGUGGUGUGCACGAGACGACGCUGGGAACUUUUGCUUCUCCGAGGUCGAGAAGACACUCGAGAGCCUCGAGGGGCCGGGCUACCUCGCCGCGAAAACCUCUGACGAGCUCGACAAGGCCUGCCACGCCAGCAGCUGCUAUAUGAAGAACAUUCGCUACCUGGACGCCAUCACGCAGCUCCAGGUGGCCUGGAAGCUCUUGGGCGGCCUCGCCCUCCCGCCAAAGGUCGAGGCCGGUUUCGCCCCGAGCGAGCGACGCAGAGCCGCCGAACACUCGCCAGACGAACUAGCGGACGGGGGGACAACGCAGCCGAGCAGGCAAACGGACGGAGACAGCAGCAGUCUGAGGCGACUGCAGAAGCCGGGAGGCGACGGCGAGUCAGCAGAACGGACUGCCAAUGGCCUUGAAAGAAGGGCGGCGAAGACGAAGGAAGAGGAAGAAGAGACAGAUAUUGGAGAGAAUGGAGAGGAAGCAGAUUUAGGGGGGAUUGGAGAGGAAAGUGAGAACGAAGUGGAGAAAGGUCAGGUUUCUUCGUUUUCCCUGAGGUCUUCGGUGUCCAGGCGCCUCGCGUCUCGCCCGCUCUUCUCCGCGUUCGCCUCCUCACGUUCCCCACACACGUUUUCUUUGUCUGCCUCCACGGAUUCUCCUGGGUCUUCCGGCCUUUCUUCUCGUGAGUGGGUCGAGGCCCUCGACGCGCAUGCAACUCGCCGCGACCGCGCUUACCACGCGCUCGCCCGUCGUCUGCAGCAGAGCGUCGCCGCUACGGCGAACAUUCUGGGCAUUCCUCUGGAUGGUUCCACGUUCCUCCCUUCCCACUUUUCUCCUUCCUCGAAAUCGCCUUUCUCUGCCGACUCGCCGCCCCUGGAAACACGCGCUGCCCUGCCAGGCAAACCGACAGACGCGCCCUCUUCACCGGACUCUCCUCGCCUUCUACCCUUCUCUUCCCCUCGCCUUCUACCCUUCUCUUCCCCUCGGUUCUCGCCUUCUUCCCCUCGGUUCUCGCCUUCUUCACCUUCGGCAUCAGCUUCUGGAUCUUCGUCUUCUUCCUUUUCUGCGGGCGCGCCGCGCCGACUGAAGGGCUUGGAGCCGCGAAUGGCUGCGCGCUUCGACGGGCCGCUGGGCGAGAGUUUGGAGGAGAUGGUGACGCUGAUGUGCACAAAGGUCGAGGGCGACUACUGCCAGCAGACGCUCGUGCUGCUCGCCGAAGAGAGCCCCGUGAAGAACCCCACGCUGGUCAUCCAGCCCUGCUCCAGUCGCUGCUUUGUCCCCAUCACGGGUCUCCUGGGAAGCCUCGUGGAGAGCUACGGCGAGCGCUACGCCGACCCCUUCCACAGCGCCCUCGGAAAGAUCAUGCGCGCCUACGGCAGAUUCUAUUGCACAUACGCCGAGUCGGGACAGGUCUGCGGGGAAAUCCUGUUCAACAAGUUGAAACACGUUGACGUACCCUCCUUCACCCCUCAGGGUCUCGAAGUCAACUUCUCGCAGUGCACAUGUCCUCAAAGCUUCGUUCAGGACGGGCAGUGCGACCGGUCGUGUUUCAACGAGGCGUGCGGGUGGGACGGUCAGGACUGUCUCGUGCGGCGCAUGUUUCCGGAGAUUUACGAGGCGCUUCUGUCGCUGGUCUCCCCUCAGUGCUCAGUUUUUUCCGCAGCCUUCGAGUGCACGCCGCGCUGCAAGAAGCAAUACGAGCACCUUCUCCUCUCGCAGGACAAGAACUGUUGCAUGGCUGCAGGCUUUGAGUUGCUUGCCUCUCUCCUCGCGGUGGACGUGACGCAUCCGUUGUUCGAGGGCGAGGCGUGGGAGCCUGCUCGGUCGCUCGCCUACCUGGAGCACCUCUGCGACUUCUCCCUCGACCGCACCUGCUCGCUAGGCAGACCCCGACAGCAGGUGGUGAUUUCCACGACCCUCUUGGGAGUCAAGGCCGGGCUGCUCCUCGCAGACGCCGCCAAGUUGCGAGAAGUCGAAGCCAUCAUCCGAAAAACCGCCGCACAAAAAUUCGCCCUCGUCGACCAAGACGUCGCCCGCAGCGUCGCCCGGCCAGCGCCAGGUGGAGUCGAAAUCCUCAGCUUCAUCGACGCAGGCGUUUACACCGACAGGACUCUCCUCGCCGUCACCAACCAGACGACCCUGGCCCAGAUGGAUGACGCCGUCCUGCGGCGCCUGGGCGCUGUCGCGUUGGAGCCGUACAGGGAUUUCGAGCACAUCGGGCCGCUGUCGGUUCAGACCUCGUCGGUUCCUCUAACCCGCGCCACCACAACGCCGGCGGUCUCUUCGUCCUCGCCUGCGCUCCCGUUUGCUGGCACGUGGGGCGUCCACGAACUGCCCGUAGACUUGCCGAAAGAGGGCUGUUCCGUGGCCGAUCUCCACCGCCUGCUUCAUCCCGGCUACUCGUUGAUUCUCGGGUCCGUCUCGUCCUUCCCGCUGCCGCCUGCUCCAGGGCGGACCGCCGGGCAAGGCGACAGACUGCUCGGCGAGUCGACGGAGACAGCGCGGGGCCGCGAAAGCCCAGAAUCCCAUGGAGGAAGCCCCAAAUCGCCAGAGCCCCGACCCUAUCCCGCCGCAGGCGCUCUCACGGCAAACGCCCGCCGACGCCUGCUGACCACUCCCGGCAUCACGCGACGCCUCGCGGCAACCUCCCGCCUUUCUCCUGCCUCUUCGCCCUCUUCGUUUUCGCUCGCUUCCUUUUCACCCUCUUUGACCGCGCGUCGCCUGCAAGAGAGUGCGCUGGGUCGGUUUUCGCCGUCGGACGAGCCGGCAGGUCCGACUGGGCUCUCGAGCGGCGGCCAGCGAGCGUGGUACUCCCACGGCGAAGGCGAGACGGUCAAGUGUGCCGAGCCUCUCUACUCGUCUGUCGCUGGGCCUGCCGUCGACCGCGUCGUUUGCGACAACGGGUCGUGGACCUUCGAAAACCUGCUCGUCUGCAAACGCAGCUGUCCUCCGGCCGCGCAAUACUUUGCUUCGCAGGCCGCCUCCUCCUUCUCUUCCCAGAUGUCUCCGUACCGAGUGGCGGGGGACUCCAUCUCGCACGGCAGCGUGGUGUCGGUCUCCUGCGCGGAGGGGUUCUCGCCUGCGGAUCUUCAGGUCUCCCCGUCGCGGUUCGAGUGCGUGGACAGUCAGUGGGUAGGCCGGUCGCUGGUCUGUUCGCCGCUGUGUCCGCCGUUUCCAGAUCUGGGCGAGGCGUACCUGGUGCGCGGCGAAGGUCACGAGCACGGGGACACGCGCGUGGUGACCUGCACUCGCGGCUUCUACCCGCAGCAUCGCUCCUUCACUUCCAUCUGCGAGGCGAGUCGGUGGAGCCCGCCCCUGUUUGAGUGCACGCAGGCGACGCCCCCGGACAUGCAGGAAGGCGCCACGGGGCUUCAAAAGAUUCUCCUGCAGAUGUUCUCCAGCGAGGGCGUCCUCGGCCUCGUGAUCUUCUCCGUCCUUGUCACUCUCGCUGCCGUCGCCGUCUUCAUCGCCUGGCGUCUCCACUACAAAACGCGCGCGCGCCAGAACUUCAUCGCUCGCGAGGAAACUGUCCAGGCCCUCAAGGUCUCGUCCCUGCCGGCCGGAAUCGGCGCGGGCGACGGAGACACCCGCGGCGGAGACUCUGGGGGCGCAGACCCACACGCCGCAAAUCGCCCAGAGGACACUCUCGGCGGGGCUCGGCACGUGCGCGAGGACACAGGAGACGCGGAACACCGGAAACUCAGUGACGGCCUCGGGGGGACGAGGGCGUCCCGUUCGGCGUCUUCGUGUCCUUCCUACCUCGGCGAGUCUUCACUCAUCAGCGCGCAGCAGUCAGACCCUAACAAGUCUUCAAUCCCCGGGUACGUCGCAAGGCAGCUGUUGUAUCGGGAACGCGAAAACGAGCAAGACGAAGACAGCCAAGACGGCCAAGUCUCUCUGGGAAGCGUCUGCGUGACAGCGGAGCUCCAGGCGUACACUCAGUCUCGGCAGGCUCCGGGGCCUUUCCCUUCAAGUGCCGUCUCUGCUGAGCCGCCGCUUCUUCUCGAUAAGAACGACGUUCGCCAGGAAGAGAGCAGAAGCGGUCGUCCGAGCUCCGCGAGCCUUCUCUCUUCUCGCGCCUCUUCAGAGACUGCGCCCCGCCGUCUGGUGAGUUCGGGAAAUCCCGGGAUGCCGGCGCAAGCGAACAGCGUAGGUAGUAGCGGCGCCCUCUCCGCCGGAAGCAGAGACAGUUCCGGUCUUCCGAGCUUCGCGGCGUUUCGCCCAAACGCGACGCUCAGCGGCGACGUAGAAGACACGCAGGAGGACGGCAGGCGCGAAGGCAAACACUCAGCGUUUGCGGGGUUGAGGAAACACCAGCACGAGAGCAACGAGGCUCUUACCGUUCCCCUCCCGCCUCACGGCGAAGGCGCCGCGUACGUGGCUUCUGUCUCUGCGGCGUCCCUGACGGAGACCUCGACGCCGGCACCUGCGGAGGCCUCGGUGCGCUCGCUACAUCUUUUCCACAAACUGCAUGCGGAGCACAUGCAGCGACAAGUCGGAGGCCGAGGCAGGGAAGAGGGGCCAUACACGCGACUGCGAGAACCUCGGGAGCGCCAGGCAGGCGAGGCGCCGCGCGGGCUCAGCCAGGCUAACCGGGUCUUUCCGUCUUUGAUUGUCUCUCGAGAAGAGCCGGGAAGGCGCGAGCGUGACGAAGAAGCCGCCGGACACCGGGAAGGAAGACGCGUCCAGGAUGAGAUUCAGUUCGCUGCUCCCUUCUCCGCGUGCGACACGAUCAGCGAAGGCAACGAAACUGUGGGGCGAAGCACGCCGAGCGAUGAGGCGGGGCCGAACCAGGCAGAAUCGUCUCCCUCUUUGUCGCCUGUUCCUUCUUGUCGCCAAGCAGAGCUGGACACGGAGGCGUGUGGAGGCGAAGAACCGCGACCGACGAGCGGGGAGGGAGACCCACCGACGAGGACGAGCGAGUAG
Molecule: messenger RNA, 13596 nt
Organism: Neospora caninum
Lineage: Eukaryota; Apicomplexa; Conoidasida; Eucoccidiorida; Sarcocystidae
Product: putative thrombospondin type 1 domain-containing protein
Exons: 22
Coding region: 1-13596 (4531 amino acids)
Biological process (GO): cell adhesion
Cellular component (GO): extracellular matrix
Source: RefSeq, a predicted model, not a curated record